AACACAAAGGGUAGAGGGUAGGCCAGUGAACAUGUGACCCACAAAUGUGGAAUUGCUAAGCACAAGAAGCAAAGAAUUGCAUAAAAAAACAAUGGCGUUUUGUGCAUGGGAGGAAGGUAUGGUAUGGGAUUAUUGAGAGCAAGAAAUCUCUAUGGAGUGCCACUUGAAACAAUAGAAAACACCAAAUUAUUGCUUUCUCUAACACCUCUCUGUCCAAUUAAGUCUGAGCCCACAAAAUUAUUAUAUCCAUUAAUUUAGCUCAAUUAUUAUAUCACCUAAAAAGGUCACAUCCAGAUCAGCACCAAGAAUUUUACCUUUUAAACCUCUCCCCGUUUCUGUUUCAUUUCCCUUCAAUUUGUUUACAGCUUUAGGGUUUUGGGAUGCAAAAGGGUUUCCUGGAUCCGUCUCUCAACAUCUUGAAUUUGAGGUUAGGACCCUAUAGUCUCUUCUUGGUGGAUUAAAGGGGUCUUAUAUUGAAAUUUGAGGUGGGGUUUAUGUGGGUUUUUCUUGUUUAAUACACUUUGAUUCAAGAUUUGUUUUCUUGGCACAAUUGGUGGGGGAGAUCAAGUUAUGGUCUUGAUUAAUGGGUUUAUCUUGGUUUUUGAGUCUUGGGUUGUUAUCAAAUUUGGGGCUUUAAAUCUUGAUCAAUGAUUCAAUCGUCUUUCUUCAAGAUCACACAUUCAAAAAAGUAGGUUUGAGGGCUCUUUCAAUAGGGUUGAUGUUACUCUUUUCUUGUAUUGUGCUUUGGUAGCUAUGGUUUAAAGGGCUUUUCUUGUUGGGUUGUGCCAUUGUUUCUGACAGAGUUAAAGAAAGGGGAGGGGAAAGUAGUUCUUUUUGGUGCUUGAUUAAAUGGGAUCCUCUGGCUUCUUUCUGAUAUGUAUGCUUCAUUCUGGGAUAGCUCUAACUUGUGGAGCUUUGAUGAUGUUUUACACAAAUGAGGCCACUGUGUUUGGUCAUGGCAUUGAAAUAGCUACAAAGCUUAAAGGUUCAACACCACAUGACCAACUCCUGAUCCAAACCUCUGAUUCCUUUUCUGGGUUGCUAUUGUUUGCCAUUGGGUUCCUUUUGUUCAUGGUGGCAUUUGUUAAGGACAGAGAGUUCCAGAGUUUCUUUGCUAAAGGUUGUGUCUUGCUACAUGUUUCAAUGGCUUUUUGGAGGAUUUACUUUGAGAGGAAGCUUGAAGAUCUGGCUCGUGAUUUGCCUAGACUUGUUGUUGGUGACAUUGCAUUGGCUCUUUCUUGGGUUUUCUUUCUUGUUUAUUCUUGGAGAGAGAAGUAUGAUUAGCAAGCUACAAGAGUCAGACAACCAGUCCAUCAUCGAAUAAAUUUGAGCUGUUAUUGGUGUAGCAUUACGGGUUCUGCCAAGUGGGAUCUUUUUCCUGGCUCAGUUCUGUAAAUUACAGGGUUAAUCUGGAACUUUAAAGAAAUGGCGCAAAGCAUGGAUAAGAUUCUUGGUUAGUGCGCGUUUUAGAUUGGAUCUUGAACAAGCUUGGAUUCCAAGAAAAGCUGGAGAUGAGAGCCGGGGGCUGCCAUUUUGUUUUUAAUUGAGAAUCUUCAACUUGAGAAGUUUCUUGCACUUGUUACUGUGGUGCCUCUGUGGGCUUCUUGUAUUGAAUUUCAAUGGCAUUUGUAAAUCAACCUUCUUCAAAUAGAUAUUUGAUAAUAAUUAGAAAUGUGAAUCCCAUGAAAGUUUACUCGUUU
Molecule: messenger RNA, 1700 nt
Organism: Populus euphratica (Euphrates poplar)
Lineage: Eukaryota; Viridiplantae; Streptophyta; Magnoliopsida; Malpighiales; Salicaceae
Exons: 1
Coding region: 850-1284 (144 amino acids)
Source: RefSeq, a predicted model, not a curated record